AGUGAAAUGGAAGAAAAUAAUGACUCAUCACGUAGCCUUGUAAAAGUUAAGAAGAACAACAAAUUUGGAAUGCAUCCUUUGCUUCAAGAAAUGGGAAUAACAAUUAUUCGUGAAAUUUCAGUAAAGGAACCUUGGCCGAACAGGCGACUGUUGUUUGAUAAGGAUACAAAAUAUGUAAGAACAUUUUUUUUAUACGUAGUUUGAAAGUGUUUGUUUUGUCCUGUGCAAUAUAUUUGUUUUUUUUUGUUCUUUUCAUUACAGGAGACAAAAGCCAUGCAGUGGUUGCCUCUGAAACUACAUCAAGUAGAAAUAGCAAUAAAUUCUGAGUACCUUUUACAGAAACUAAGAUGGAUCAGUUCGAAUGGGUAUUCUUCAGAAUACUUUCAUAGCAAAUUUUGUGUGGACGAUGCAAUAGCGAUUGAUUUAAAGCGCAGUCUUCUUGGACGCCUCUGGAAAGCACCUCAGGUUUUGAAGUCGCUAAAAGUCCUUAACCUCAGUCACUCCAAGUAUUUAACAACAACCCCUGACUUUAACGGACUACCAAGUCUUGAACAACUCAUUCUGAAAUGUUGUCCAAGAUUGCGCAAAGUACACCCAUCAAUUGGAUGUCUCUGCAAUCUUUUACUGCUAAAUUUGAAAGACUGUACAAGUCUAAGCAAUCUCCCCAGAAGGAUAUAUAAGUUGAAAUCUUUAAGAACUCUGAUUCUCUCUGGUUGUUCGGAGAUUGACAUAAUGGAUAAAGAUGUAGCACAUUUGGAAUCCUUGAUAACUCUAAUUACUGAAAAUACAGCUGUGAAACAAGUGCCUUUUUCAAUUGUAAGCUCAAAAGGCAUUGGAUACAUAUCCCUACGUCCAUUUGAGAGUAAUUUUUUUUCUUCUAUCAUUCGAUCUUGGAUGUCGCCAACAAUGAAUCCCCUAUCUUACAUACAUUCGUUUUGCAUGGAUAUAGAUGAUAAUAGAUGGGAUGAUAUUGGGCCAUUACUUAGCCACCUUAGAAAUCUUCGAAGUGUUGUGGUGCAAUGUAACACCGAGUUUCAACUAUCUAAACAAGUUAAAGAUAUUCUGGUUGAAUAUUUUGCAAAUAUUACAGAAUCAGGAACUUCAAAGCAUCACAUCAGGUCUUCUUUGAUUGGUGUUGGAAGAUGCAAUGAAUUCUUGAAUACUGUCGGCUACAGCAUAUCUAAGGUAUUGGCAAGGAACGAGUCUUGUGAUGUUUCUCUCCCAGCUAUUAAUGAUCCUUAUUGUUUGCCCCAUAUGGGUGAGGGACACUCUGUUUCUUUCACUGUGCCUUCAGAUAGUGACAUGAAGGGAAUGACUCUGUGUGUUGUUUAUUUAUCAAACCCUAAAAUCAUAGAACCUGAAUUUACUACGGUCUUAAUUGUUAAUUACACAAAGUGUACAUGCCACAUACACAAUCAUGGCACAGUAAUUUCUUUUAAUGAUGAUGAUUGGCAUGGCAUAGUGUCAAAUUUAGAAUCUGGAGACAAGGUGGAAAUUUUUGUGAAUUUUGGUGAUGGAUUGGUGGUUAAGAAUACAGCGGUGUAUCUGAUAUGUGGUGAAUCAAAGAACUUGGAAGAAACGUCUGAGCCAAAGAAAUUUUCUCUCAUUAGAUUCAUAAAGAAAGUUGUAAUGUGAGUUCUGGUGAGUCAUUUAUUUAUCUUCUUUGAGAACAGUAGCAUCACUUUAGGCAUUAUAUUUUCCCAUACUUUACAUGUUUUACU
Messenger RNA from Vigna unguiculata (cowpea), 1721 nucleotides. RefSeq lists its product as uncharacterized. NCBI's taxonomy places the organism in Eukaryota, Viridiplantae, Streptophyta, Magnoliopsida, Fabales, Fabaceae. Gene Ontology annotation, biological process: defense response. The record is from RefSeq and is a predicted model, not a curated record.